This is a messenger RNA of Eruca vesicaria subsp. sativa (arugula), 1305 nucleotides long. The record is from the annotation of a GenBank genome assembly. NCBI's taxonomy places the organism in Eukaryota, Viridiplantae, Streptophyta, Magnoliopsida, Brassicales, Brassicaceae.
GUUCGUGUUAAGCCUUUUAUUACACAAACAGAAGGAGAGCUUCUGCCUCAGUGGGAUGAUGAAGUUGAUGAUGAAGAUGUAACAAGCCUGGUCGAUGAUAUCAGAAAUGAUUGUGUAGAUCAAGGAUUUUGGGAUGUCACGGAAGAACCUCCAGCUAAUAAAAACAGGAAACGUGAUGUUCCAGAGACUGAUGUUGAGGUUUCUAAAAAGAAGAAGGGUAUUGAAACAAAAACCAUUGGAGUUGAGGAAGACAAUAAUAUGCCAAAUAAUGAAGAAACUCAAACGAGCCAACUUUACAGCUUGAUGAAGACGUUGACAGGAAAACUUGAUAACUUGGAUGCAUCGAUUGAAGCAAAGGUUUGUACUAUGCUUGCUCAUAUGCUUGCUCCUAUGCUUGCUCCUAUGCUUUCUCCUAUGAAUGAAAAGCUAGCAGCAGUGGAGAAAGAGCUUCAAAAGAUGAAAGAAAAAGAUUGUGGUGAUGAUAUAAAAGUAGAUGCUAAUUGUUAUGCUAAUGAAAAAGCUGACGUUAGUAGCAAGGAAAUGUCUUGGGUAGUGGAGUUGAAUUCCACCUCGCAGGAUGGAUUGCCCACUCAACGUGUUGUCAAGAAACUGAAGAAGACAAGUAAAAAAAGUGGCAAUGUGGUUGACGAUAUGAAAGAAGUGGCUAAAGAAGUGGCUGGAAAGAAGCUGAAAAACAAAAUUGACGUGCCACAUUUACUUGACAAUUCAUCAGGGGAAGACACAUGGUCUGAUCCAAUGCAGCGUGACAAGGCUAAACAACUCGAUGAUCGUUUAGAUGCAUUUGCGACCUUUGCAAGAAAGUUGAAAAAGUAUACAUCUCCCACACCUUCCUCACCCCAGCACAAGCGCCAAAUAAAGCUAGCAUCGUCUCAGCUAUAUCCGUUCGUAGGAAAUUCUACCAUGAAACGCAUCAUCCCAAGUGUAACACCGUCUGUCUCAGCUUAUGAUCCAUUUGCUGCUGUUGAUGAUGAUAAAAUGAGGAAGUUACUGCAUUUUUUACUGGAUGAAGAGAAUGCUUUGGACAAAAGCUGCAUUACUAGUACUGAAUUCUAUAGAGUGAUUAUAACUCCAAGAAAUCAUUGGUCUUCUCAUGAUUAUGGCUGGUUGACUAACAUGCAUAUGUGGUCUGCCAUGACCAUGUUCUAUAGGAUAUCACUUAUUAAUAUCAACCCUAUGCUUUUUUAUAAUAAUGAUGUGAAGAAGCCGUUGCAACCUCAGCAAACCAAAGAUUACAAAUCCAAAAGAGAUGAAAAUACAGUAACUCUCAGCAAGCUGAAGACGUGA